AUGGGUGUGGCCAGCGAUAUUGAGCCACGGACAUCGAUGGAGCGCCAUCUGAUGGACAGAGACCGCGAGGGCCAGCUCUACCUCGAGGCCAGGCGCCAGCAGGCUGCCCUCGACCUCCUCAAGAAUAGAUCCUCCCUCCUCUCCACCAUCACCCCUCCUUCCUCCAACCCUUCCUCUGCCGCCUCUUCUCUCUUCCGCGAACCAACUGGGAUUCCCGAACGGCCCGUAUUACCCAUCUCGCCCUCCAGUCUCGAAUACCAGCUCACAGCCAACCUCCUCAAUUAUCCUCAUCCUGCUGCUGCAGCUAAUACAUCGUCGUCCUCUUCGACAGCCCAGUCUCGGCCACGGUCUCGAUCCCGCUCAAAGUCUCGUCCUCAACAACCAUUACAACAACAACCAGAAUCACCAUCACCAGUCGCAACAACGACGACAAAGGCUAGACGACAUACCGUCAACAAGGACGCGCGUGUCGGCACGACUUCUUUUGCGCCUCCUCGAGGCACGGGCCACAGACAACAACAGCAGACUCAUCACAAACAUCACGACAGCAACGGUAGUAACGGUAGUAACGACACUACUACCACCACGACCACCAAUGACAACAGACACAACAACAGUAACUCGGUACAGCCGAUGACACCACAAGAAUGGAUCCCGACCUCGUUGCUGGGUUCGUAUCCUCCAAGUCCGACAGUAGCCUGUGCCCUGGGUCCCAGCUCUACUUCCGACAACCCAUACUUUACCACUGCCUCCGCCACUACCACCCUGACUACUCCUCCCACUGAACCAAAACUCGUUAGUGUCCCUCUGCCUCCCAUCCCUCCCUCCCCACCACUGCCCCCUCUCCCUCCCAAGAGCCCUCAGACUCUUAUUGCCCAGUACUUCCCUCGCUCCCUUGCACCACCUCCCUCGAGAGAUCGUAUCCCCUAUGGUCAACGUGAACCCAUUGUUGCGCCCACACCCUUCAAGACCCCCACCUUUGGACCAGCCUUGAUCUCUCCAACACUUGCCUCGACUACCACCCACCCCGAUGCGCCCCCACUCCCCCCACCUUCGGCCUCCUUUCAGUAUAUACCCACGUCCGAUGUCUCGCGUGUCUCAACUUCACAUGCCCUUCAUAGUUCUCAACAUCACCAGUAUCUCUUUACGGAGGACAACUCGUCGGAUUUUUCGUCGUCCUCGAAUCGACCCUCGCCUAACACCUCUGUCGUUGGGUUCCAAGGAUCAGCGGCUCCUACUCCUCCUCCACGGAUGAUACCCCACCAACAGCAUCCUGCGCGUCUCCCCUCGGAUUUGGAUUUGAUCCUGUAUAACUCUCGGCAGCGUUCUUCGAGACUUGCUUGUUCUAAUUCUACGGUCAAUAAGCAAGGUGCCAGCAGUGUCAGCAGUAACGAAGGAUCGGGACCUGUGAAUGCUCGUGAUGAGAUUGUGGUUCCUGGACCAGUGGCCCCGACGGCUCCGGGUUUGCUGUUUGCGCCCCUGCGACCGCGCUCUCCUGCUACUGGCGCUGCUGGGAUUCGCGCUACACAGUCGACGACUUCACUCGCGAAUCCACCACUUUCCAGCCAGACCACUCUGCCGACAACUCCUAUUUAUCCGAGAGGUCUCUCGUCUCCUUCUAUCCUCGGCGACAAUGCUCAGGUUAUCAUUCGUCUGCACCAGAAGCCUGUACCUUAUAUUCGCGAGCUCGUUCCUGGCAAGGAGACUGGACUCGCUGCUUCCGCCACCACCAUAACCACUACCACGGCAGCAGGAACAGGGGGAGGAGCGUCGUCAACGGUAGCAUUUGUGGCCACACCGCCCUCACAACCGGCCAGUACCAACACGAGCCGAGAUCUGGAGAUGAUCCUAGAUGAGAUCACUGGCCGUCUACGAACCAACCGGACCAGUAUCGACCCUUGGGCUUACUACCUCUCGCCUUGGGACGAUAAACCUCUCCCGCCUGUCCGGCGCGAACGGGGGUCGAGGUAUUGGGUCUUCCAGGAUCAGGGUGAGUUAGUCCCUGGACCGAUCUUGUUCCUGGCGGGGCAUUUGUUCCCGCCACUGUGGUGGGUUGGUGCGUUGUAUCCACGGUUGGAGCAUCCAGAUGAUGUUGCAGCUUUGGAGGCUGAGGUUGCUAGGGCUGCUGAGAUGGAGGCUUAUUCUGUUGCUGCUCGUGUCGCGUCCCCUGGUACUGCUCAGGCUGUGGAAGGGCAGGAGGACGAUGCGAGGGAUCAACAGAACGGGAUGGCAUUGCAAUGGCUCCAACGACAGCUCAAGACCCUUGGCGUCACCGUCGCCUCCAUCACCCUCAGCUCUUCCUCAUCCUCGAAACCUCAACCCGAAAGUAAUAGUACCGACGACGGCAACUCGACGAUCGCCACCUUUCAAAUCUCUCAAGUCCCUCCUUCAUUUGGCGGCGACAACGAACGUGAAGGGUCGACACUGGCCAACAUCAGCACCAUCCAGGUCCCUUAUCAACCACCUCCACCCAUGCCGCCUUCGAUCCUGGACUCGAGAGGUCCUUGGGCAGCGAGAGGGGGUUCGAGUCGGGCGUCGUCGUUGUUUGAGCAACGAAUGGCGCAUGAUAGGAAGGUGUUGCGGUAUGAGUUGAAUCUGCGGUGGAGGAGGAUUAAUUUGUUGUGGUCAUUUGCAUCGUUGUUGCUGGCCAUUUGUCUUGUUGCCAUCGUCCUUGGUGUCCGCAAGUAA
Molecule: messenger RNA, 2688 nt
Organism: Linnemannia hyalina
Lineage: Eukaryota; Fungi; Mortierellomycota; Mortierellomycetes; Mortierellales; Mortierellaceae
Source: the annotation of a GenBank genome assembly